AUGGCGUCCCGCUUGGUACGAAGCGCUGUCGGCGCAUCUCCCCUCCUCCGAACCACCAUCUCCCGAUCCGCCCCGGCGAUUUCUGCCGCCGCCGUGCGAUACUCGAGCAACGUGCCCGCCGAGGAGCCCAAGAAGAAGGCCCAGAGCAUCAUCGACGCCCUUCCCGGUAGCAGCCUCAUCAGCAAGACCGCCUUCCUCAGCGGUGCCGCCGGCCUCAGCGUCUACGCCCUCAGCAAUGAGUACUACGUCAUGAACGAGGAGACGGUUGUUGCCGUGUGCUUGCUGGCCGUCUGGACUGGUCUGCUCAAGUACGGCGGCCCUGCCUACAAGGAGUGGGCCGAGGCUCAGAACGAGAAGAUCAAGAACAUUCUCAACAGCGCCCGCGCCGACCACACCGAGGCCGUCAAGACCCGCAUUGAGGACGUCAAGCAGAUGAGCGGCGUUGUCGACAUCACCAAGGCCCUCUUUGAGGUCUCCAAGGAGACUGCCAAGCUUGAGGCUGAGGCUUUCGAGCUCGAGCAGCAGACCGCCCUGGCUGCCGAGGCCAAGGCCGUCCUCGACUCCUGGGUCCGCUACGAGGGCCAGGUCAAGCAGCGCCAGCAGCAGGAGCUCGCUGCCUCCAUCAUCGCCAAGGUCCAGAAGGAGCUCGAGAACCCCAAGGUUCUGCAGCAGAUUCUGCAGCAGAGCGUAGCUGAUGUCGAGAAGAUUGUUUCUGCCAAGCAGUAG
Molecule: messenger RNA, 726 nt
Organism: Trichoderma breve
Lineage: Eukaryota; Fungi; Ascomycota; Sordariomycetes; Hypocreales; Hypocreaceae
Product: mitochondrial ATP synthase B chain precursor
Exons: 4
Coding region: 1-726 (241 amino acids)
Biological process (GO): proton motive force-driven ATP synthesis
Molecular function (GO): proton transmembrane transporter activity
Source: RefSeq, a predicted model, not a curated record